Messenger RNA from Hemiscyllium ocellatum (epaulette shark), 5743 nucleotides. RefSeq names its product calpastatin (gene cast). The record is from RefSeq and is a predicted model, not a curated record. The transcript has 51 exons. Gene Ontology annotation, cellular component: cytoplasm. The coding region runs from base 273 to 4340 and encodes 1355 amino acids. Lineage: Eukaryota; Metazoa; Chordata; Chondrichthyes; Orectolobiformes; Hemiscylliidae. Gene Ontology annotation, molecular function: calcium-dependent cysteine-type endopeptidase inhibitor activity.
CACAGGACCAGAAAUGUGAUGAUUGGACUAUAAGUGAAAUGCCGCUAGAUCUAGUUUAACCUGUGGCAGAGGGUGUUCCUAAACAGAGAGAGAAAAAAAAUCAGAGGGAUUGAAAAAGGAUACGCCCUAAACUGGAACUGACUACAACAAGUUUGGACGGAAAAGAGCCAGCGUCUGGGGUUUAAGGCUGACAGAAGUUCGUCUGGGUUCGGCUUUGCGAGAAAGCAGUUUCCUCCGAGACAACAUCGAGUCCUGACAACACGGCCUGAACCAUGUCGCAGCCGAACAAAAGGAAAGCUAAAGAACCCAAAAAGGGAGCAAAGAAGCAAGAUUUAUCUAAAUCACCGAAACAAGGAGUCAGCAUGAGUGCUCAAACACCAGAGGAAAAGCCAAAAGGUGGUCAGCCUACUCAGGCAGAAGAUUCUAAACCAAUGAGCUCAACUAGAAAGCCAUCGGAUAAGCUAGGAUCAGGAACUGCACACAAGUCAGCAGAUUCAAGCAAGGUCAAGUCUGCAUCUAGUCAUUCAACAAAACCAACUACAGCUACUGGAGGGAAACAGCAACAGCCACAAAGUACAAUGGGCCUGGGAUGGACCAAGACUACCCCAGUGGAUACAAAGGAAACGUCUCCCACAAAAUCAUCCAUGCCAGAGGCUUCUGUUCACAAAACCACAGAGCCAAAGCUUCAGGAUAAAAAGCCCACGUUGAGUGCUGUGGACCAGCUUGCGGACACACUUCCAUCACAAGGACCAGAUACUUCCAUUCCUAAAUAUACUGGAGCUGAGGUUAAGGAAUCCAGUGAUUCUAAGAAGAAGGCUGAGCGUGUUGGAGAAACAGAAGAAUCAAUACCCCCUGAGUACAGAUUUACAGAACCAUCUGAUCCUAAGGAUAAAGGUAAAAAGGUGCCUUCAUCCACACAUCCAGAAACAAAGCCAAAGGGUAUGUCAGAAGGUGACGCCUUGGAAUCUCUGUCAGCAGACUUUGGCCUCGGCUCUGCAGCUCCGAUUUCGAAAUGUUCAGCCGCAACCUCUCAUUCUGCAGCUCCACAGUCUGUGCUGAAGGAGGUACAGCAACAAUCUCCAACUAUACCUUCAAAAGCUUCAUCAGCUGCAAGUAAAAGUGAUUCAAAGGGUGAAGACCCAUUUGACCUGCCCGCAGGAACACUUCCAUCAGAGGCACCGGAUGAUUCAGGCCCAAAAUAUACUGGUCCUGAGGUGAAGGAAUCAGAUGUUAAUAAGAAGAAAGCUGAACGAGUGGGAGAAAGGGAAGAAUCCAUACCCCCUGAUUACAGGUUUAAAGAACAGCCUGAUCUGAAGGGCAAAGAUAAAGCAGCCUCAUUCUCCACUGGUCCAGGAGUAAAACCAGAGAAAAAAGGGAAGGGUCCAACAGACGAUGACGUCCUGGAGUCUCUGUCAGCAGACUUUGACCUCAGCUCUUCAGCUCCAGUUUCAAAAUGCUCGGCUGCAACCUCUCACUCUGCAGUUCCACUGUCAAUGCAGAAGCAGACACCUCUGCAAGCCUCAACAGCUGCCUCAGUUUCUGCGAGUAAAAAUGAAGUAAAGGCACCUCUGAAAGCUUCUACAGCUGCCACAGUUUCUGCGGGUAAAAGUGAUGCAAAGGAUGAGGAUCCACUUGACGUGCUUGCUGAAACACUUCCAUCAGAAGCACCGGACAAUUCUGCUCCAAAAUACACUGGUCCUGAAGUGAAGGAAUCCGAUGCUGACAAGAAGAAGGCUGAACGAGUGGGAGAAACUGAAGAAUCUAUACCCCCUGAUUACAGAUUCAAAGAUCAACCAGACUCGAAGGAUAAAGCUAAAGGGGUUCCUUCGUCUACUGGGCCAGGUGCAAGACCAAAGGUCACAGAGAAGAGCAUGGCAGAAAGUGAUGUCAUAAAGUCCCUGUCUGCAGACUUCGCUCAAACCCCCCCAGCUCCAAUUUCAAAAUGCUCAGCCGCAAGUUCUCACUCUGCACCUCCACUGCCUUCACAGCAGGCACCUCUGAAAGCUGCUUCAGCUGCCUCAGUUUCAGCAAGUAAAAGUAGUGCUAAGGAUAAGGAUCCAGUUGACCUGCUUGCAGGAAUGCUUCCAUCUGAAGCACCGGACAAUUCCGCUCCAAAAUAUACUGGUCCUGCAGUGAAGGAAUCAGAUGCUGAUAAGAAAAAGGCUGAACGAGUAGGAGAAACUGAAGAAUCUAUCCCCCCUGAUUACAGAUUCAAGGAACAACCUGAUCCUAAGGAUAAAGGUAAAGUGACCUCUUCUUCCACUGGUCCAGGUGCAAAAUCAAAAAAAACAGAGAAGAAAAUGACAGAAAGUGAUGUCCUGGAUUCUCUGUCAGCAGACUUUGUCCAAAGCUCUCCAGCUCCAGUUUCCAAAUGCUCAGCUCCAGUGUCUCAAUCAGCACCUCCACCAACUUCACUGAAGCAGGCACCUCUGAAAGCUUCCACAGCUGCCACAGUAUCUGCGGCUAAAAGUGAUGCAAAGGGUGAAGACCCAUUUGGCCUGCUCGCAGGAACACUUCCAUCAGAAGCACCAGAUGAUUCAGGCCCAAAAUAUACUGGUCCCGAAGUGAAGGAAGCAGAUGCUAAGAAGAAGAAAGCUGAGCGAGUGGGAGAAACGGAAGAAUCCAUACCCCCUGAUUACAGAUUUAAAGAACAACCUGAUCCAAAGGAUAAAGGUAAAGUGGCUUCUUCAUCUGCUGGUCCAGGAGCAAAACCCCCAAAAGAAACAGACAAGAGAAUGACAGAUGAUGAUGUCCUGGAGUCACUGUCCACAGACUUUGUACGCAGUUCUCCAGCUCCAAUUUCAAAAUGCUCAGCUCUGCCCUCUCACUCGGCAGCUCCGUUGUCUGUGCAAAAGGAGGCAUCUUCAAAAUCUUCAAAGGCUGGCCCAGUUUCUCCGAGUGAAACUGGAACCCAGGCACCUUUGAAAGCUUCGACAGCUGCCCCAGUUUCUGCGAGUCAAACUGGGACCAAAACACCUUUGAAAGCUUCAACAGCUGUCCCUGUUUCUGCGAGUCAACCUGGGACCAAAGAUGAGGAUGCAUUUGACGUGCUUGCUGGAACACUUCCAUCAGAAGCACUGGACAAUUCCGCUCCAAAAUACACUGGUCCUGAGGUGAAGGAAUCAGAUGCUAAGAAGAAGAAGGCUGAACGAGUGGGAGAAACGGAAGAAUCUAUUCCCCCUGAUUACAGAUUUAAAGAACAACCCGAUCAUAAGGAUAAAGGUAAAGGGUCCUCUUCCUCUGCUGGUCCAGGAGCAAAACCAAAGGAAUCAGAAAAGUGUGCCACAGAAGGUGACGCCCUGGAUUCUCUGUCAGCAGACUUUGGCCUGAGCUCCCAAGCUCCAAUUUCAAAAUGCUCAGCUGCAACCUCUCACUCAGCAGUUCUACCUGAUGUGCCAAAGGAAGUACCUCUGAAAGCUUCAACAGCUGCCUCAGUGUCUGCAAGUCAAGGUGAUACUAAGGGUGAAGAUCCAUUUGACCUUCUGGCAGAAACAUUGCCGUCAGAAGCACCAGAUAAUUCUGCUCCCAAAUAUACUGGCCCUGAAGUGAAGGAAGCAGAUGUUACUAAGAAGAAGGCUGAGCGAGUGGGAGAAACGGAAGGAUCCAUACCCCCCGAUUACAGAUUUAAAGAACAACCUGAUCCGAAGGACAAAGGUAAAAUUGCCUCUUCCUCUACUGGUCCAGGAACAAAACCAAAGUCUAUGUCAGAAGAUGAUGUCCUGGAGUCACUGUCCGCAGACUUUGUCCAAAGCUCACCAGCUACAAUUUCAAAAUGCUCAGCUCCAACUUCUCACUGUGCAGCUCCACCACCUUCACUGAAACAGGCACCUGUGAAAGCUUCGAAAGCUGCCCCUGUUUCUGCAAGUCAGGGUGGUACCAAGGGUGAAGAUCCAUUUGGGAUGCUUGCUGAAACUCUUCCAUCUGAAGCACCAGACAAUUCAGGUCCCAAAUACACUGGCCCAGCUGUGAAGGAAUCUGAUCAUUCCAAGAAGAAGCCUGAGCUUGUUGGAGAGACUGAAGAAUCUAUCCCUCCUGACUACAGAUUUAUAGAACAACCUGAUCCUAAGAAUAAAGGCAAACAGGCCACUUCCUCUGGUCCUGGAGCAAAACCAAAGGCAACAGAGAAGUUACCCUCAGAGGCUGAGCUAAUAGAAUGCAUGGCAUCAGAGUUCGACUCUUCAACUUCACCUUCUGGUGCACCACUCUCCAAGCAGAAAGAGGCAGGCCAUAAUACUAAAAGUGUGAGCAAGACAGCUUCAGCACCCAAAACCAGCGAUGUAGGACCGAAAUCACCAAAGACAAAAACUCAACCUAGUGCAAAAACAGCCCGCAAGCCCUAAUGUCUUCAAAAACCAGGUCCGGGUUUAAAACUGACCACUGUGCAAAUUUCUCUACAUUGGGAAUGUGCCUCCAUUUAAAUAAAUAUCUGUGGUUUUCUUUCACUUUGAGCUGCUGUAACAUGUUUUGUGGAGAAGUAAUGUACUGAACAUCAAUGUUGAGCAUAAUCAAAAUUCAAACUCAAUUUACUAAUUCUAAUUUUGCAUCGCCUGUUCUCUGAAGGUUUACAAACUGGAUUUAUAUAUUUAAAACAUUUUUUUCUCUCUAAGGGGAAGGAUGCUAUAUUUGUAGGAAUGUUUAUUCAUAUGCCACAAAUGUUUUCGUGUUACAUUUUUGGUGUUGUAUGAUAAUUACCACAGGACAUUAGGUUGUGUAGUUCUUAUAUUUUCAUUUUGAGUCAAGAGAUAUCUGAAGUCUGUGCACAAAAAUGAAUUCUGUCUCUGUCGCUCUCCUUUGAAACUGUUCUGAAGCCGAACCUUACUGUUUUCAACCUUGGUGUGGUACUGAACCGCAGGAUAAGCUUCUAACCAUUUAUUCAUUUCCUCAUCAGGACUGCUUACUUCCAUCACUGAAAUUAUUGCCCAACUCUACCCCUGUCUCAGCUCAUCUGCCACUGAAAACCCAUGUUCAUACCUGCCUUAUCUCUGACCUACAUAUUCAAUUACUGUACUGGCCAUCCUCUGAGCUCCCACACAGGUAGCAUCCUGUUGCCCAUCUUCUGACUCUCACCAUUUCUAUUCUCCAAUCAACCUCAUACUGCCUGAUUUGCAGAGAAUUGUUUCCAGAUCUACAAUGUAUUUAAAAUUCUUAUCAUUGUAUCUGUAAGCCCUCAAGGAUAUCUGCACUCCAGUCAAAUUAAAAGUGGAAAAAGCUGGAAGUACUCAGCAGAUCUGACAGCAUCUGUGGAGUGAAAAACAGACCUAACACUUCAGGUCAACGACCUUUUAUUGCAGCAAUCCAAUUCUAACCUCCUGAACAUCGCUGAUUUUAAUUGCUUCACUAUUGGUGGUCAUGUCUUCAGCGACAUGGACCCUAAGCCUGGAAACUCCCGCCAUAAACUUAUGCCUCCUUUAAAACACUAAAAUUUGCUUUUAAAGAAGCUUUCAGUGACCUGUCAGAAUGUUAUCUUAUGUGGCUUGGUGUAAAAUUGCGUUGGGGAACUCUCCUGUAAAGACCCUCAGUAUGUUUCACUAAAUGUGUUACAUAAGUACAAGUUCUUGAACAAUAAUGUGUUUACAUUGUGUAAAAUGCUGAUAUAACUGUUUGAAUAUACUAUAUUUUCCUAACCUUGCACCACAUAAAGCAUUUUGUUUGGGACUCAGUUGUUCAAGUUUACUUGUGGACUAUUGCUUUGGGUUUAUUAUAGAAAUUGAAUCAGGUGGGUUAAAAGGUAAUUUGAAAAUAA